Molecule: messenger RNA, 1251 nt
Organism: Uncinocarpus reesii 1704
Lineage: Eukaryota; Fungi; Ascomycota; Eurotiomycetes; Onygenales; Onygenaceae
Exons: 4
Coding region: 1-1251 (416 amino acids)
Biological process (GO): protein lipoylation
Cellular component (GO): mitochondrion; cytoplasm
Molecular function (GO): lipoyltransferase activity
Source: RefSeq, a predicted model, not a curated record
AUGAGUCAGCUGCAUUCCAGCCUUUCCCAGACAGGACUAGCUCCCGCUGUCCGCUUCGGCGGCUCUCGCAGCUCCGCCGAGAAAAAAUAUCUCCGCCCGCCAGAAUUCCACCCUCGACUUCCUCCCUUCCUCCAGCCCAGACCAGGGCAUCUACGGGCUAAUUCACCUCGUCAGCAGCGCCUUCAUCUCGGGCCUUCUUUCCAGUCUGCGGUGCAAAGCGCCGAACAUCAGAUAUACCGUUCCGUUAGCACCGAUCCACAUGUCAACCUCGCAAUUGAAAACUACCUCUACAGUCACAGCCCUGAUAAUUCAAAAGUCCUCUUCCUGUACGUGAACCGCCCAAGUGUUAUCAUCGGAAGAAACCAGAUACCAUGGCUUGAAAUGGACCUACACCUCCUCAAUCGAAACCGACCCGUGAAGAAUGCCACUGAUAAAGAAAGACCUCCGCUUGCCUUGCUGCGACGCAGAUCUGGCGGCGGGACCGUAUUCCAUGAUGAAGGAAACAUCAAUUACAGCGUCAUUUCCCCCAAGUCAGAAUUCCAUCGCGAUAGGCAUGCCGAAAUGGUCGUUAGGGCUCUACAUAAAAUUGGGGCAGCUAAUACAAGUGUCAAUACCCGCCAUGAUAUUGUCAUGAGCCGAGAUUCCCCUGUUCCACCUCCGAAACAGGUUGUUCCAACGAGGACAGACGAUAUUGAGAGUCCGCCCGUUGAGACAACACCCAACGCUCUUAAGAUUUCUGGCUCAGCAUACAAACUAUCAAGGUUUAGGGCAUUGCACCAUGGCACGUGCUUAAUUGAUUCUCCGAAUAUCAAUUCGAUUGGAGCUAUUCUGAGCUCCCCUGCUCGGCCGUACUUAUAUGCGAAAGGCGUUGACAGCGUGAGGUCUCCAGUUGGCAAUAUCUCAUCGACUCUACCUGGUUUACCGGGAAAGGAUAUAAUGCAAGCGCUGGCCCUCAGGAUUAUGGAAGAAUUCACUUUGCUCUAUAACUCUGAUCGAAACUGCCUAAUGAAGGUUCAGGAGCAGCACGAUGAACCCUAUCUUUUUUCUCAUGAUCAGAUUGAAGCCGACAUUCAUGAAUACGAGGUACGCUGCAUCUUCCUGCAACCGACUGCACCCCUAGUCAAUGGAUUGGACAUACAAACCAUCCCCUCGAUUCACAUUUUCUACCCAUCCCACAAAGGAAGACCCGCGGCCAAGGCCGGACCUGCCAACCCAUCUGCAUCCUUCGGUACGUAUACACCCACUUCUUGA